Messenger RNA from Amoebophrya sp. A25, 1162 nucleotides. Lineage: Eukaryota; Dinophyceae; Syndiniales; Amoebophryaceae. The record is from the annotation of a GenBank genome assembly.
GCCAAAGCGGCAGGCAUGGAUGUGGCCUGGUUUCCUCUAGCGGCACGGCCGUAGUUGGAAAGGCCUCCCCAAGUACCCCUGCCCUGGUGGUCUAGGGCUCCGGCGGGUGGUCCCUAGCGCCACUGUGCUGCACCACAGAUCCAUCCACAGGGGGGGCCUCCACCCCUGGAACAUAAAUAAUUUCAGUUAUGCUAGAACAGCGCAGGUGUUCGCUAUAACUAAUUUAGGCGAGAGUUUUAUUUGCUGGCAUCGGUGUCGUUCCUUCAUUUACUUAUGAUCUUGGGGGCUGCGCAUCCUACACGCAGCGUGUACAUUCGUACACGAAUCGAAUCUAAUCAAAUCGUAUUCUUAAUCGAAUCUCAGCGAUCGCACUCGAAUCUCUUCUCUCUCUGCUCUUGGUAUACUAUCGAAUCAUCUUUCUCAUUUCUCUUUUUCCACUCCCUCCCUCCCUUCUUUCUGGUAAUCCAUUCACACUCGCCCCUCGCGGCGUCGAACGCACAGCCUAUCUUCCUUCAGAUUCUAUCUCAAAUGGUCAUUUGAUAUUCAUCUUCGUGCGAUUCGAUGCCGCUAGUGGGCUAGUCUGGAUGGCUAACCCUCUAGCAAAAUAAACUCUCGCUCUGAUUGGCAGCACCUGGACUCUCGUCCUCUAAUAAGGAAGACGAUGACGAUAAAUUUGCACGUGACCACUAUACUUGGUUAGUACGUAGGCACUAGUGGUACAUCGCCUACCUCGCUGAUUCGUAUUUUUUUACACUUCAUUGAUAGUUGACUCUUACUGUCUAACUCCAACCCAUAUCCAACAUGACAAUCACCACAGGUACCUCAUCAAGAUCCUAAAGAGCUAAAACGAGCCGCAACACUUACGGGCGGUUGCACGUAAGCAAAAUGUCCUGGCGCGGCUGAGAGACUACGCAAUCGCAAGAAUAGAGUAGAUGAUGAAUAAGUUUAUGUUGUCCUUCUUGGGGGUGAAGACAGGAAAGAUUCAGCUUUGAGCAUGAAAGCGUAACACGUAGUGGUACAGCUGAAGCAGGCGGAAGCUUGGUAGCUCUCGUGUGCUUAGUGAUGCAUCUACUUCAAGAAAAAAUCUGACCGUUUUCGAUGUAAUAAAAAUAGAAAUGUUAGUUACUGUCACAUGAUCAAGAAAAAGAGGAAUUAUGAUGAA